CCUCCCUCCCGCACAUCGCCCACCAUCACCGAUUCACCGUCUCUCGAUCGCGUUCCUGAUCUCGAUCUCUCUAGGUGGUGGAAAUGGCCUCCAGUUUCGCCUUGAUCGCCUUCGCCUUCUUGUCGCUCGCCGUGGCGGCCUCCGCCCAGGGCCCAGCCGCUGCCCCCUUGAGGCCGCCCGCCGCUGCCCCGGCGAAACCCCCCGCUCUGGCCCCCGUUCAGCCGCCGGUUCCGGCCCCCCUGCCUCCUCCGCCCUCCGCCGCCCCAGUUACUCCCCCAGCCGCGGCGCCCGUAUCUACACCCCCUGCCGCCGCCCCUGUCGCCAAGUCGCCCGCUCUCUCCCCUCCCGCACCGCCGACCUCCGCCCCCGCGUCGUCGUCCAUUACCAGAUCCCCCGCCGCCGCUCCCACCUCCCCGCCUCCGUCUAGUAACGGCGCAGUUGCCCUUUCCUUCAGUUGGAUCGCCUUCGCGGCCGUCGCCGCCCUCGCGAUGUAGAUCCAGUCUCCGGUCGCCCCUGACGAUGUCCGCCCCGUUGGAUGUUAAUCUUUCGAGCCCUUCCAUUUGUCUAUGAUUAUUUACAUUUGUUGUACUCGUUGAUCGCCAUUUCUUUAUAAAUUCUUUCAUCUGUUUUACCA
Molecule: messenger RNA, 634 nt
Organism: Zingiber officinale
Lineage: Eukaryota; Viridiplantae; Streptophyta; Magnoliopsida; Zingiberales; Zingiberaceae
Product: arabinogalactan protein 1-like
Exons: 1
Coding region: 84-494 (136 amino acids)
Source: RefSeq, a predicted model, not a curated record